AUGAUAUCUUUCGGUGACCUUUAUGCUUCAGAAUCAAAUUCGCCUUCAGGCAGUACCCCAGCUUUACCUAUGCCAUUAGAGGACUACACCCGUUUUGGUCGUCAGAUGAUCUUAUCUAGUGUUGGUUUAUCCGGACAAUUGAACCUACGAAAUGCAUCAGUUAUGGUGAUUGGUGCUGGCGGACUAGGAUGUCCUGCCUUACUCUAUCUUGCUCGGGCUGGCGUAGGUAGGAUCGCUAUUGUAGAUCAUGAUCAAGUGGAGGUCUCGAACUUACAUCGUCAGGUUUUGCAUACCAACUUAACAGUUGGUAUGAACAAAGCUGACGGAGCUUCUUCCGGUAUUAAGAUUGACGUCUAUCCAGUCCGUUUCUCAGCCGAAACUCUCACGACUAAUCAAGGAUCCUUACCACCCUUAAGCGAGUUUUCGAUUUUAUUGGAUUGUACGGAUAACGCCGAUACCCGAUACUUAAUCUCAGAUGCUUGUGCAGCUUCCGGUCUCACGCUUGUUUCUGGAGCAGCAAUCCGAACCGAGGGACAAUUAUCAGUUUGGAAUUUACCUAUACCGGACACUCAGAGAGGGCCUUGCUAUCGUUGUAUCUUUCCUGAACCUAUUGAAAGCCGUCUAGAGCAGAGAUGUGAAGAUGAAGGAGUAUUAGGACCGAUUGUGGGAUUGGUAGGGGUAUUGAUGGCAUUAGAAACUAUUCGAUUAUUGAUCGGUACUCAUGGUUCGUCCUCAUUACACUCUAAAUUACUCUUGGUCCCAUCCUUUCGAACAAUCAAACUACGUAAAGCUCAAGUCAAUUGUCGAGGAUGUAGUCCAACAGCUCAACUUGAAUUUCGCAAUAAAUUAAACCAAUCUAUAUCUUCAACACACCAGCCUAAAACCUGUGGAAGAUCCGCUUUACCAGAUGGUACAGUUCGUUGUUUCGAACGUGUCUCUGCAGAUGUAAGCAAGCUCUUGUCUUUCUGA
Melampsora larici-populina 98AG31 is the source of this 969-nucleotide messenger RNA. RefSeq lists its product as uncharacterized. The record is from RefSeq and is a predicted model, not a curated record. NCBI's taxonomy places the organism in Eukaryota, Fungi, Basidiomycota, Pucciniomycetes, Pucciniales, Melampsoraceae. The transcript has 5 exons. Gene Ontology annotation, biological process: protein urmylation; tRNA wobble position uridine thiolation. Gene Ontology annotation, molecular function: thiosulfate-cyanide sulfurtransferase activity; nucleotidyltransferase activity; URM1 activating enzyme activity. Bases 1 to 969 code for a protein of 322 amino acids. Gene Ontology annotation, cellular component: cytoplasm.